Messenger RNA from Brassica oleracea var. oleracea, 902 nucleotides. RefSeq lists its product as uncharacterized. NCBI's taxonomy places the organism in Eukaryota, Viridiplantae, Streptophyta, Magnoliopsida, Brassicales, Brassicaceae. Gene Ontology annotation, molecular function: chromatin binding. The record is from RefSeq and is a predicted model, not a curated record. The coding region runs from base 69 to 749 and encodes 226 amino acids. The transcript is spliced from 3 exons.
AGCAGGCUGCAUUGACAUCGUCUCUCAUCUCUCAACUUUUCCACCACCACCAGUCACCAAGAGUAACAAUGUCUGACGAGAGUGGAAGUCCGACAUUUAUCAUCGCCGAUUUCUCCGACGACGACGCGGCUAACGAAAACUGGCCGGAGAUUGAGUUCCGGUCACCGGAGGACGAGGCUUGGUACGGUGUGGACGUGUGGGAGUUGUGCGACUCUCUGGUGGUCACUUUCAACGGCUUCUCCUUCGAGUACGACGAGGUUUACUCGCCGGAGGAUUUCAAGAACUCGGACGAGUUAAAGGAGUUCGAAGAGAGGUUCCGUGCUUGCUCCGUUCAGAUGCAAGACACCGAGUGCGCGACGCUCGCGCAAGGCACGAAGGUCUGCGCCACGUGUCCUUCCGUCGCCGGAGAAGUCAAGUUCUACGACGCCAUCGUCGUUAACGUGUCGAGGGAGAAGCAUGGUGUGGACGAGGAAGGGAACGAAGUGUGUGGAUGCGAUUACAAACUUUACUGGAACCAAGGUCCUUUCGUUAACCAGGUUACGUCUGCAAAAGUUGGUGACAUUUGUCUUGUUCAGGAAGAUAAACGAAUGAAGCCGAAGGUUGUCACUUUCUUGAAAGAAGCUAGGAGGCAGCUUCUUGGAGAAGCUCCCCAAGGAAAAGAAACAGAGUGGCAAAAGAUACUUAGGAAGGUCACUUCUGCUGUUCGAGACCACAACUUAGAUCCAUCUGUUCCAGAGAAUCAAGGUUAAACGGAUAACUAGCUUUUGCUGCUUAGCAAACAUUUGAAAACUAUGUGUGGUUUCGUUAUCUCUUAUAAUUGUUCGAUAGAAAACUAUGUAAACCCUUUUGGGGUAUCUCUUGUUUUGAAACUCUAGUAUCUAUGCUGAAAAGCUCUUGCAGAA